Molecule: messenger RNA, 1510 nt
Organism: Solanum dulcamara
Lineage: Eukaryota; Viridiplantae; Streptophyta; Magnoliopsida; Solanales; Solanaceae
Exons: 4
Coding region: 304-972 (222 amino acids)
Biological process (GO): protein modification process
Cellular component (GO): mitochondrion
Source: RefSeq, a predicted model, not a curated record
CUGUUCUUUGAGGAGAGAAGAAAAAGAGAUUUAUGUAUUCUGAUACGAUUUCUCCUCGAGAAAAUACACAAAUUGUUGGUUUUCUAGUGAAUUAGGAAAAGACCCAAUUCAUCUGUGAACAUACAGAUCGUAUAUUUAGUAGAAAAGAAUAAAAUUGGAAAGAUUAGAUUUUUUUGGUGAUGAGUUCACGAGGGCUGCUGCCAUUGAUGAAUCUUGUUAAACUUAAUGGAGUUCCAAUUCUGCAACAGUUGCAUUUGGAGGAGCGGCUACUUAGGACCUCAUCUCAUAAUUGGUGUAUCGUGAAUGAUGGAACCAAUGAACCCACCAUUGUCAUGGGGAUUUCAGGGUGAGCUCAAUUUUCACCCUUUAUUAUGUUCUGUUUUGCAAGACAAGAUUCCAGUAAUAAAGAGGUUUUCUGGAGGGGGCACUGUAAUUGUCGAUCACCGGACAGUUUUCAUCACUUUCAUAUGCAACACAGAUGCUCUCCCUAGUGUACAACCAUAUCCUAGGCCCAUCAUGUCAUGGAGCAGCCAACUGUAUAGCAAAGUGUUUCAAGGAGUAGGAGAUUUCUCUCUUCGUGAAAAUGACUACGUUUUUGGCAACCGCAAGUUUGGGGGAAAUGCUCAAUCUAUCACAAAAAGGCGUUGGGUUCAUCAUACGUCCUUUCUGUGGGAUUAUGAGAUGAUGAACAUGGCUUAUCUCAAACUUCCAAAACGAGCUCCUGACUAUCGACAGGCAAGAGACCAUUCUGACUUUAUUUGCCGCAUGAAGGAUUAUAUAUCUCGACAAGAAUUCAUCAGUAGAACCAUUUCUGCACUUGGCAGCCAGUUUUGUGUAACUCCUCUGGAGCUUGAAUCAUCUGACUGUCCCGAUGACGCGAAAUUCGUGCCCUCCACUAGACUACUUGGAAAACAAGACCUAGAGGAAUGUUUUGAGUCUGAAUCUGGGAAUGUCAUACUUCAGUCACUGUAACUGCUACAGGACCUUUGCUUGAUGGUGCUACUGUAUGUCAGUGUACCUUAAUUGAUUAUUCGCUCGAGGAAUACUUUCCAUAAGAAUAUUUUGGUUAGAGUGGUCUCCUAAUCUGGUUGUGGUUGCCUACCUCCAACUCAUUCAUAUUGCUACUUGCUCAGAUGAAAAUACUGGGAAGAAGGUGCUACCUUUUACCAUUGUGCUAAGCAGUGGGCAUAAUUGAGGCAUUGUUUGUAAGCACAUCAAUUGAGUGUUUACACUAUUUAUUCACUGGACAAAUUGACCAUCUCUCUCCCCUUCAUUUGGUUCUGUGAUUUUAGUUCUGGCUAGACUUUGAUUCCAAGAGUUUGUUUUUAGCUAAGUAGAGGUCUUGGUGGGAAGUGAAAAUUUUCAAAUUUACACAGUGCCUCUUGAUUGGUACUCUUUUAAGUUUUGCUUUCCAAUAAUCAUAGGUAUUAGAGUGUGUUAACAAGCACAUUCAAAAGGCAUGGCCAAUGUAACAAUAACAUCAUGUGUAAUAUGAGUUUUCUCUUGAUUA